AUGAUCGUGCAUAGUCUUAGCGACAUUGGAGUGGUCGCAAUUUGCGGACCGGCUCGCAUUAUCCAAAGUCCGGAUGUGAACGCCAAGCUUUUAUAUCAUAAUAUCUUACGCGGCCAUCGUGACAAACAUUGGUACCUUUCGGACCGGAAGGUUGAAGCGAUGCGCAACACCAUGCUGCUCCCGUUCCGUCGCUGCGGCGCGGACAUCAGGACCGAUUCAGGACCGCCAUACCGGUCUCGCACGCGCCAUCUGGGAUCCACCUCGCUAGGCAAGUGCCGUUGA
This is a messenger RNA of Pseudozyma hubeiensis SY62, 282 nucleotides long. RefSeq lists its product as hypothetical. The transcript has a single exon. The record is from RefSeq and is a predicted model, not a curated record. NCBI's taxonomy places the organism in Eukaryota, Fungi, Basidiomycota, Ustilaginomycetes, Ustilaginales, Ustilaginaceae. Bases 1 to 282 code for a protein of 93 amino acids.